AUGCCUCGUGUCACAGGCGAACCGACCUCAGGGGCUCUCUACUCUCCCGGACCUGCGUCUAGCACAGAGGACCUAGAACUAGCAGAGCUUGGGGAAGAAAUUCCCCAGAAGCACACCUUGCUCAAGCUUUCAGGCUUGCUCCUGCUCACCUCAAAGCCCUACUUGAUCUCGCUAGGCAUUCCUAAAUCCAUUAUAUCCUUGGUAUGGGUCACCGGUCCUAUAUCUGGCGCCUUUGCGCAGCCUAUUCUCGGUGUGUUCAGCGACGAUUCACAACACGCCUGGGGUAGAAGGAAGCCAUUCAUCGUAGGAGGUUCGCUAUGCGCAACUAUCUUUCUGCUAGCAUUGGCGUACUCAGAGGAACUCACAGCUUGGGCAUGGAGUUCCAGUGUUGAUCGUUCCGCCAGCUCGGCGCACCUACCGACGCAGAUUCUUGCAGUCUUCUCAGUCGUUGUCACUACUUUUGCACUGCAGGCAUACGCAGUCGGCGUCAGGGCUCUGAUAGUAGAUAACACCCCUCCCAGUCAACAGUCUGUCGCAGCCUCCUGGGCCAUGCGAUGGAACGUGCUAGGAAACGUGGUGCUCUCUUCUGUUGGCUUUGUGGAUGCCCAGUGGUCCUCGACUGAUGUAAACAGCGAUGACCGUUUCAAGUUACUCGCCGUUGUGGUUGCAGCUUGUACCUUCACGGCAGUCGGUCUCACGUGCUAUUUCAUUACUGACCAGAACGUCGCACCUUUGCGUGACCGCCAGCCCUCUUUUGCGCAACAGUCAUGGUCCAUAAUCUCACCGACAGGGCUAGCCAAACGGUGGAAACAAAUCCCUCCACGCAGCCGCCGGGUUUGCGAGAUCCAAUUCUGGGCGUGGGCAGGAUGGUUUCCUGUUUUAUACUACAUGUCAACGUUCGCUUAUGAGACAGCCCUUUCUGACAAACUCGAGCAAAGGCAAAGGCAGUUUGGGGAACCAGAUCUAGAACUCAUCGAAAGUGCAAAGGACUUUGGUUUCUUUGCCUCUUUUGCUUUCGCAUUAGGAGCAUUCGCUGCGAGUAUUUCGCUUCAGAUACUUGACCGCUACAAGCCGGCCUUCUCUCGCAACCUCCCCAGAGUCUGGUUUGCAUCGCAGUGCUUCUUGGGAUACUGCAUGCAUCUCACCUUUGUCGCACGCAGCGGAACCACGGCGGCCAUCGUUGUCGCCAUGAUGGGAUCCACGGCUGCCGUAACGAUGUGGGCUCCAUUUGCCUUGAUCAGCGCAGAGAUCUCUGAGCUAUCCGUUGGAACGCAGGACAGCGAGGUUGCAUGGAUCCUAGGACUGCACAACAUGGCGAUAUCCCUCCCUCAGAUUGGCUCAACUCUAGUUUGCGCAGUCAUCUUGGCAGUUCUAAAGGUUCUCGGGGUCGAGGACAGUGUGGCCUGGAUCUUUCGGCUAUCCAGCAUUGCUGGCUGA
Messenger RNA from Colletotrichum abscissum, 1437 nucleotides. RefSeq lists its product as uncharacterized. Gene Ontology annotation, cellular component: plasma membrane. Gene Ontology annotation, molecular function: sucrose:proton symporter activity. The record is from RefSeq and is a predicted model, not a curated record. Bases 1 to 1437 code for a protein of 478 amino acids. Lineage: Eukaryota; Fungi; Ascomycota; Sordariomycetes; Glomerellales; Glomerellaceae. The transcript is spliced from 5 exons.